AUGGAUACAUCCGCCCAGCAGGCAUGGUCACAGCCGGACACCCUCGACCCAAUGGCGCAAAUCAGCAAUGACCUCGACGACCUCGGAAACCUGUUCGAAUUCGGCGACAUCGAUCUCAACAUUGGCGCCGACGCCGCACAAUAUGGCGACCACAUGCAGCAGCAGGGCACACACCCAAGCACACCCUUUGACGAGAUCAGCGAGGCGCAAGCAAUAGCGGGCACGGCGGCGCAGGACUUUGGCACGCAUGGACAAUAUGCCAUGUCGCAGGCAGCCGAGCAUGCGCAACACCAACACCAACACCACUUCGCUGCGCAGGCGCAAACCAGCCAUCCGUAUCCUGUCGAUCCCAUGUAUCAGCCUGCAAUGCAUCCGCAAUACCAGCAGCAGUUUCAGUACCCGGGAAUGCAAGCCUAUCCUUCGAACCAGCACAUCCCGCCCACACCAAACAGCUUGGAGAUGCACGGGGAAGUGGGCAGGUUCCUCCAGCAUCAGCUGGACCCGCAGCAACGGGCACUACUAGACCAGAGAUAUCAACUGAGGAAGGAGGAUGCUGUUCGUGCCAGCUCGCAAUCAUCUACUCCAAAGUCUUGGCUGACUUCCCAUCAGAUCGCCUUUACCCCGAUGGUGUCUCCUGCUGGGACGCCGCAGUACAAUGUGCAACCAGAGUAUACCAUACCGGGGGCAUAUUUCUCGCCGCUUACAUCGCCCAUGCUGCACGCCCAGAAUGCACAGCAUGGUCAACACCAUCAACAAGGCUACUACACCAACCCUAGCACCGCACCCAGCUCAAACGCCACAUCGCCCUUGGAUCCGCACGCUCCUGGCAAUGACAUGGAAGGUAUUGAAAUGUCGCUCAAUGAAGCAGCAAAGGCGAGUGCCAGGAAGUCUAGCCGCCGGAAAGUCGCAACACCAAGAAGCGCCGGGCCAUUGGGGAGAGUGAAGCAGAGUCCGAUCCAGAAGGCGAUGAAACGGAAGUCUGGUACUAUGCUCUCUUCCUUUGUUCCGCCACGAGAGGCAGACCGUGAGGUUCCACGAUCGGGAAGUGCGCAGCCUCGAUCCGCAGGCCUACAGAUGCCGCGCACCGACAGUUCACAAGAUGGAAGCAUCAGUCCCGAACCACUUAGCGAAGCAUUGAUGGCUCCUCCGCCUCGACCAGGAUCGAGUGUUACACACUCGCCUGCUCUUGCUGCUCAACGACAAGAAGGAGCCAACGGCUCGGGAGGGAAAGCGGCUACCCCAAAGACCAUUUUAUCAAUGCGGAGCAAUCAGCACUCAGGGACAGGCGACACGUCGCAACGAUCGGAUGGUGUGGAUGAAAGGAUGGACCUGGAAGACCUCGAGCUGCCAGCAGCUGCUGCGCCAGAAGCUGGUCCACGUCGUUCUCUACCACAACUUGAUACGAGCUUGACUUCAGGUCAUUCGACCGAAAACACUCCGCGUCUAUCAGCAAGAAAGACGCCGAAGCUAGGUGCGAGCCAUACACCAGCGUCGGCAAGGCCACCCUCCGCAACGGCAAGUCCCUCUAUCAUGGGUUCACCCAUGACUGCUUCUAGUCCAGGUGCACUCUUGAAAGACAGGAAGGGUGCGGAAGCAAUAGGCGGCAGAGGCAACAAGAAGCGAGGGAGUGUCAGUGCCAGCAACUCGAGUAUGGUCUCUCCUGCGCUACGGCCUAGGAUCAGUCCAAGCAUCAAGCCGUUGCUCCCCGAAGGUGCUGCACUACAUUCGCCACAACACGCUCUCAUGCUCGCUUCCAAGUCCAACUACCAAAAUCUUCUCGAAGGCAACCAACUGCCCGGCGUGUCAUACCCAGAACACUUAUCUACCGGCUUGACAUCGAAGCGCACAUCGCAUAAAGUGGCCGAACAAGGACGUCGCAACCGAAUCAACGAGGCGCUCAAAGAAAUGCAAUCGCUCCUCCCUAAAUCAGCCACACCGAAGCUCGGCAAGGACAACAGCAACAGCGACGGCAGCCCUGAAGCCCAAACCAACGGCGACAGUAAAGAGUCAAAAGAAGACGCCACCGCCAAAAGCAACAACAGCAAAGCUGCUACCGUCGAGUCUGCCAAUGAGUACAUACGUAACCUACAAAAGGAGAUUGCAAUGAUGCAACUACUCAAGCAAGAGAACGAGGAAAUGAAGCGGAAACUCGAAAGCAUCGACGAGCACGGCGAUACAGCUACUCGAUCCUCGCCAACCAAUUCCUCCAGCAAUGCGAAGAGCGAAAGUCCGGCUGCGACAUGA
Fulvia fulva is the source of this 2244-nucleotide messenger RNA. RefSeq names its product Phosphorus acquisition-controlling protein. The coding region runs from base 1 to 2244 and encodes 747 amino acids. The record is from RefSeq and is a predicted model, not a curated record. Gene Ontology annotation, molecular function: protein dimerization activity. The transcript is spliced from 2 exons. Lineage: Eukaryota; Fungi; Ascomycota; Dothideomycetes; Mycosphaerellales; Mycosphaerellaceae.